CCAUUAGAAGCUAUUCGAUUUAUUCCAGCUUUUGCAGGAAACAUUCAGCUUAAAGUAAAGUUCAGUAGCGACGCCUUACAAUGCACAUCUAUAUCUGUAAAUGAUAUCAUUGCUUUCAAUCCAACUCUUAAAGUUGCAUUUGCUUCAGAUUCAAAUCCACCGACAAAUAAAUUUGUUCCAUGGAAUGAACCAUUCACUAUGAUAACGAAGGCAGUAGAAGCUAGUGGAACAGUUACUAUUACAACUGUAAACCAGCAACUAUUUCGAACAAAGAUGGAUUUUAAUGAAUGUUUCAUUCAUCCAAAGUCAUUCUCUUUAGACCCUAACAUUUAUACAGAACUUGUAGAACAUUAUACAAACGAGGCUUUAUGUUUUCCUGUUAAAGUUAUGGAUUGGAUUCCUAUGGACGGUUCAUUCUCAAAGAAUACAGAUAGUUCAAGUGCAACAUUUACAGCAGCUUAUACGCCUAUUAAUGUUAAAAGUAUUUGGGCACUAUUUAGAAAGAAAGACAACUAUUAUGUUAAUUUUGAGAACCCUAAGUUUAAAUAUCUUCAGCUUUCCAUGGGAGCUUAUGGAAAUAUGCCUGCAGAACCUGAAAAAUCAUAUGGACCUGUAUUUUAUGAAAUGGUUGCGAACGCUUGCAAUACAAACAAUGAUAUGAUUGGAUUUAAUGAAGAUGUUAUGAGGUCAUUGGUGGAUGAUGGUAGUGUGGAACAUAAAUGGGAUAGCUAUGACAACACACAUUUCUUAUGUGGUUUUCCAACAGAAGUGGACUUUUGCUUCCAGCAAGGUCAAACAUCUACUGCUCCAAUAACAUACAAAUUGUCUGUUAAAGGACCUAUUGAACUAGCAACUGAAAACGUACCAAAGCCACUUAUUGGAUUUAUGAGGGAUUGUUGCUUUGCCAUUCAGGUGCGUGCUAAUGGCAUCCCCAUAAUAAGAUUAGAUGACUAUAACUUAGCUACGGACGACAGUGAGGAAUAA
Trichomonas vaginalis G3 is the source of this 984-nucleotide messenger RNA. RefSeq lists its product as uncharacterized. The transcript has a single exon. The record is from RefSeq and is a predicted model, not a curated record. NCBI's taxonomy places the organism in Eukaryota, Parabasalia, Trichomonadida, Trichomonadidae. The annotation marks the transcript as partial.